Lytechinus pictus (painted urchin) is the source of this 6688-nucleotide messenger RNA. Its product is annotated as tyrosine-protein kinase-like. Gene Ontology annotation, molecular function: protein binding; ATP binding; transmembrane receptor protein tyrosine kinase activity. The transcript has 18 exons. Gene Ontology annotation, biological process: positive regulation of kinase activity; cell surface receptor protein tyrosine kinase signaling pathway; multicellular organism development. Lineage: Eukaryota; Metazoa; Echinodermata; Echinoidea; Temnopleuroida; Toxopneustidae. Gene Ontology annotation, cellular component: signaling receptor complex; plasma membrane. The record is from RefSeq and is a predicted model, not a curated record. The coding region runs from base 83 to 2284 and encodes 733 amino acids.
UAGUCACCAGCAUAAGGUCGGGGAACAGAUGCGGAGUGGAAGAAGGUAAAAGAACACCCGGGAAGAUACAACAUAAUAUACCAUGAUGACGUCACUCCACCUACCUCGGUUGUCACCCAUCGUGUUGCUAAUGGCUACCGUGGUUACGACAGUACUUGCUUUUGACUUGUCAUGUAAUUUACCUCAAAUACCAAGAGAUCUUAUAUUCCAUAUCACCUUCCGAACGAGGAAUAUAACACGUAACCAGCCGGGAGACACAGGCAGAGAUUACCAACUCGAAGCUUUCGUUGACUGGUCUCAUUUCAACUCAUCAAGAUCGGGAUAUGCAGUUCGAUUCGUGAAAAACAGCGUGCGAGACGAGAUAGUGUUUCGGUGUGUCAGGCACCUUAGUGGUUACAAUUACACGUCAACACAGUCGUUCACAUUCCGGAAUCUCAGUUACGGUUUCCAACAUCAAUUCCGGAUUCGGGCAGCUAACAUGACCACCUUUGACACGGCCCCGAUGGUCAGGAGGGAGGAUAGAGAUGCUCCAGACUGCUUUGAAGAAACCGGAGAUGAAGAAUAUUGUAUCAACCAACCCAUCGAGUUUACCAGCAAGCCACGUGACCUGACAAUCGAUUGCUCAGAGGUGGAUUACGAUCACAAUACCUCGAUGGUAUCCCUGAGCUGGUUGCCUCCCCUACAGAUCAACGGGAAUCUCUCAUUCUUCAUGGUGACCUAUCAGCCCAUCAACGAUACCAGUAUCGUUCAAUCGCUCGAGAGGGUGUUCAUUAACGAAAAAGAAUGGAACGAGAGUCUCUCUUUUCGCUUCAAUUAUACCUUAACGGAUCUUGUUUAUGGAAUGGUCUAUGAAAUCUCGGUAGUCCCUUGGCUGGAUGGGCCAAUGGCAUCGCCGUCACCAUAUCAUACCACCAUUAUAUUUGACACGGCUUCAUCUGAGCAACCCUGUAGUGUUCCAUCGUCUCUUGGGCCAUCGCUGACCGGGGCACCUUCCAUCAAACCCAACAAGAUCAGGGUGGAUCCCAUUCUCUUGGCCGGGGUUCUAGGCGCCACGGUCCUUCUAAUCCUGAUCGUUGGUUCCUUCACCUACUUCAACAAACGACGCCUGUCGGCCAAUGAGAAGGCUGUGUUUGUAAGAUACCCGGAUGAAAUCAGCACCACCUACUCGUGCUCCAUCAAGAAAGAUACAUACAAUGUUUCUCAGGGACUUGACCCGGAGGUAGAUCCCGUCUUUCAAAAGAUGGAGUUCGACCGAUCGCUGCUGAAGAUCGAGGAGAUCCUUGGCAGUGGCCAGUUUGGCACGGUCUACAAAGGAUUCGCGUACGGCAUCGACGGAAAGGAGAAGUACAUACCAGUUGCUGUCAAGAGUCUGAGAGAGAACGCGACGAGGUCGAUGAAAGAAGAUUUCCUCGAGGAGAUCAAGCUCAUCGUCGAGAUCGGCCACCACCCCAACAUCCUCCCCAUCUUGGGAUGUUGUACCGCAGAUGAACCCCACUACCUCAUUACCGAACUCAUGGACUAUGGCGAUCUCCUUCACUUUCUUUGGAAAUGCAGAGAGGAGAAAAAUGCUGCCAAUGAUCCUAUUUACAAGAUGACACCGACGGGGCAGCUUCAGAUUGCAAUCCAGAUUGCGAGAGGAAUGGAGUACCUCUCAACAACGCUGUAUUACCAUGGUGAUUUGGCUGCGAGAAAUGUUCUGGUUGGUAAGGGACUUAUCUGCAAGAUCUCUGAUUUCGGGCUAGCAGACGACAUUUACCAGAGAGGUUAUAAGAGGUUGGCGCCAGAGAGGAAGCGACCGGUUAAGUGGGUUAGUUUAGAGACCAAUACGCAAGGAAAAUGCAGUAUACAAAGCGAUGUGUGGUCAUUUGGCAUCGUCCUGUAUGAGAUUUACACCCUUGGUGGUGUCCCGUACCCUGGGAUGGACGGGCGCUAUGUCAUAUCAAAGCUCCAGCAAGGCUACAGAAUGGAAAGACCCACCAUGUGCCCAGAAGAAAUCUACGAGAUAAUGAGACGGUGCUGGCAAGAGAAUCCCCACCAUCGACCCUCAUUCACAGUCAUGAACAACGCGUUAGACGCGAUGCUGACGCAGAACGUAGACUACCUGACGGAGCUGGAGAUGGACUUCACACACUAUGAAUUCGUGCCUUGUCAGGAGGUGGAUACCUGCUCCACGACAUGGGGAGAGAAUGAAACGACUGGGAAAGGAGACCACGGGAUCAUCUCGCCGCCUCAGCUGGGGAAAGAUAGCAAGUUUGAUAAUGCAGGUUUUUCUACGUCAUACUAACAAGGCCUAACACUAAUCAUGCUUUCAUCUAAAGGCCCAGACGUACUCAUCGGAACAGCAAAUCAGUCAGGAUUCUGCCUUUUCCGAGAGUAGCGCCCUCUCCGGCGAACUCAACGAAAUCGGUCUAUGGUGGCACUGGACAGCUGGAUUCCACGAAAAGACGUCCUUAAGUGCACCCUUCCCGUCCAUGGAGUUUAUUCCUAUCAGGGAGUAUGAUACUGAUUCGGUUCAUAGUACAGACAGUGGAAGAUCAGUGGACAGUAUGAGGACUACAAGCUUGUGUUGAUGAAAAAAAAAACCUAGUCUUUAUACUUGUAGAACGUACUACUGUGGCGAUUUCCGAUUCAUUUUCAAGAAAGGAUUAGCGACAGCGGACGCUUUGGUAUGACAAGCGCCGGUUUUGCAAUCACAUGCAUCUUCUUGGACCAGGGAAUUGUUGGUGACCCGCUUGGACCAAGCCACGACUAAGCAUUUGUGCUUUCUGCCAGUUUUACAAGGUGUAAUAUUUUAUUGUGCAAUGAUCAGUCUGGUUGCAGCUUGAAACAGUCAUGUUCUAGAAAUGCUGCAAGUUGCUUGAUGCCCAACCAUCUCAUAGCUAUGGCUUUUAGAUGAACGAAAUGGAAACUUGUUCCUUCAUUUCCUUUGAUUAGUUUUAAACCUAACGGACUUGGUUGUGAAGUUUUAUUUUUAUAUUUCCUUCGACGUACAAUGGUGUGCGUAUAUGUGUGUGUGGGAGGGUGUGUGUGUGUGUGUGGUUAGUUUACAUUCAUGAUGUGUGACUAGAGAUGAUUUGUUAUUAUAUGCGAGUAUACCCCCAUCCAACGCUGUAAAAAAUAUUGGGUAAAAUUUUUACCACCACGAGGGUGAUUAUGUGUCCAACCAAUUUGGGGCAGUAUUUUACCCAAUGCGGGAAGCAUAUUGCCCAGCCUGCCAGUAAGGUUAUAAAAAAGCAGCAAUUACUUUAGAAUGUGCAAAAUGUUCAUCACACUGGAUAAAUAAAAAUGCCCAAAUGAAAUGUCCAAUGUUGGCUGGACAUACAAUCACCCUCAUGAUGGAGCACUUUUACCCAAUAUUUUUAGAGUAGCCCCCUCUAGCUGCCCUCACCUCUCUCUCUCUCUCUCUCUCUCUCUCCCUCUCCCUCUAUCUUGCUCUCGCUCUCUCCCACUAUGGUGAAGUAAAAGACAUUUCAACUUGGCAAUGGUGAGUGGUAUUACUCAUCAACUUGUAUUCAGCAUAUUUAGCCCACACUUGUAGAAUGCACCCUAAUCAUCAUUCGUCUUUGUAUACAAAUUGAAUCACUCAGGUGACAAUAGGGAGUUUCAUUUUCACGUCGUACGUCGGAUUCAAGAACAUUGAAAAUCUAUUGUCAAAUGACCUUCGUGACAAUGAACAAACAAGAAGUCUUUGUCGAAAAUUGGUGAAUCAAAACAGCAGUUUCGUCCUGGAUUCUGGACAAACGAUAUGAUUUGCUUUUUUUUCGUCUGCUCCGAAAGGUAGGACGAAACUGCGAUUCAGGUUAACCAAUAUUUUCGACAGAGUCCUUCCGGUUCUUCAUUGUCAUUUUAAUGGGCAUUUUCAAUACAUUUACUGCGUUCUUGAUCCUUCAUGCGUAAACUCCACAUUAUACGAUUAAGGCCAUGUGCUGGCUCUUUGUGAUUUUCUUCUUGUAAAUCAAAAUUGACAAAAUUAUUAUAUUCUGUACUCAUCUCAGUAUUUUCUAUAUUUUUAAAGAAAUUAUUUUGUUCUCUAUUACUUAUUAAAAUUGUGCAUGACACUCCCGACUAUGACAUAUUUGAUUUUAUGGGAAAUUGUGCAUAAUUAUAUUGUGCUGGUUGCAAAUACGUCUUAAUUAUCGUAUACCAAUAUUUUAUUUCGUUACUCAUAAAUGUCUUUGAUAUAAUGUAAUCCCUUAUCCCAAUGAAAAAUAAAAUUACUGGUAAAACAAAUUUUCGUUCAUGUUGAUGCAAUGUUAGAGUGGUAUUUAUGAAUAUUGAUUCAGUAGGUGAUAGUAAUAUAGAUUUUCUGUUCGGCAGAACAGCUUUUUGCUCGUAAACGCCAAGUUGGUAUAUAACCAAUUACCUACAGGAAACAUCUUGCGUAUAGGUUAAUCAGUCAUAGUGGUUGACCUUAUAAACGACAUAUUUACUCUCUGGUCUUUUUAUCAAAGUGGAGACAAUGGCAGAGGUGGGAUUCGAACUCGCAACCUUCCGAUUACGAGUCCAAUGCUCUAUCCACUAGACCACACGACUCGACUUGUUUUGUAAUCGACUACAUUGGUCAAAAUUUGAUGAAUCGAAUCAGCGUAUUGUCGCCAGUUGCGCAUAUUAGCUAAACUUUUGAGGGGCCUACACCAAACUACACUUUGUGAUUUUGGCAUAUUUGGAAAAUAAUAUCAUAUGUCACCCUUUUCCUUUCCUUUGUUCUCUUUUUGUUUAUUCUGUUGAAAAUUGUUGGGUCCAUCGCCUCAAGCCCCCCCCCCCCACCUGUACGCCAGUGACCUUGAUAACUUUGACAACCAACAUGACCAAGACUUUCUGACAGGGUGUGCUAUAGGGGACAGUGGUGCAUCCCUCUACCACCCCCCCCCUCGCCCCGUCCCCAUCCCCUCCUCCCUGUCAUGCAAUUACAGAAUGAUGUACUCACUGAAAUACAGACCAUGACAAUUAUGCAAUCAUUUUUUUCUCUACAAAGAUCGAUUCAAAUACUUGGCUUUCAGCAAGAACAUUUUACGUUAUGACCGAAGUAAGAACUCUUUACGACCGAGGUACCCCCCCCCCUCCCCCGCCCCUUCCUGCUUUUCUACGCCAUAAUUUUGUUGUGUUUUUCAAUCUGGAAUAAACAUUAAAGUGAAAGAUCGGAUAUUUCAAGUAGGUGUAGAUACAGUGCAUUCUAUUUAUUUGUGGUGUGUGACCAAAUUUAUUUUUAAUCACAUGUAUGUAUAAGCUACAGUGCUCUAUGCUGCUCAAAUUAUUCAAGGUUUUUUUUUUUUUUUUUUUUUAAUGUCACCAUCAGUAGGGUAUUUGGAAAAAAAUAUGAGGGGCCGAACAUGGCGCAAAAAUCGCAUGCGAGGUUUUUUUUUCUUAUAAUUUAAACCUGAUUUUGAGAUAGAUUUUUAAAUACUCGCUUGCAUUUACCCGGCUUUUCGCGAUAAGUCUUUUUUUAGUCAGUACAGGGUUUGAUAUACAUGUAAACACCAUAACAGACACAGGGACUUGUCUAAGUUAAGGCGGACGUGUACCUUAUUAAAAAAAAACCGCUGGGACCGUCUUUUUUCUUCUCACUUACGAUAAGGACUAAUUAAAAUCAACCUAAAUUUUCACCGCAUCGGUGGCGCGAUCGGUAAAUAAAUGCGCUAUUGAGAGUUAAAUUCAGUCAAGAUCGUUGACGCGGGUUUGAAACUCGCCUUGAACAAUAAAAAAGACUGAGAAAAUAUAAGUCCAAGAUUUUGAGUCUGAUUCAAAGCCUCAAAAACAGAAUGAGUCCUUAUCGUAAAUGGGGGGGGGGGGGGGUGUGGGAUAAGCGUCCCGGGCCAGGCGGACACAUUAUGAUUACCCUGUCUUCAUCUGGAUAUUAUUCGACCGGGCAGCUAGGAUAGCAGACUCUAUUGGCCGACAACUACCCGAAUAAAUUCAUCGGACGGACAAUUACUACUGUAAAACCACGAGCAAGACUACUGCACAUGCGCAGGUCGGACCGUUUUUUUUUUUCACUAUGACAUGCUAAUACUAAUUACCAUGACUUAUGAUUCAGAUUCAGUUCUCUCAUUUUGUUUACAAAAUUAAUUACUUCAACUCAGACGGCCUUUCGUGUUUUCCUUUCCUUUCAUUUUUUUAUUUUCAUUUAAGUACUUAAAUAAGGUAAGGAAUUUGAUGUUAUUUAUGAUUUCAUGAUCGUGAUAGUUUUUUUAAUAUAAAAUAAAGCAGAAAUUUCUCACAUUUUGCUUCAGAGUAAAAGUAAUGGCAUUUUUUUCUGUAUCAUUUGUUAAAGUGUAAAUACAUAUGUACUGAUUUUCUACGAGAAAUAUUUGCAAUGUUUUGUAUUGAAUGUAUGAAUUCAUUUAUGUUUGUCACCUGCACAAAAUUACUUUUUUGUGUUACUUAUGCAAGUAACCCUUUUAAAAAUAUAAUUUUAAUUCAUUAAAAUCAUGUGUUGUGAUAUCGGAAGAUGCAUUUAAAAUUUAAGAAAAAUCCCUUGCGAUCUGUUUUCCGGGGAGGAGCUAUUAUGCUACUUUAUUUAAAAAAAAUACUACGUAAAGUCUAAUUACAUUAACGUCACAAUAUAUAGUGAGUAAGAUUAAUAUGUAAAUUGUAUUGUAUAUACAUCUGUAUUUUUUUAUUUAUUGACUACAUCGGACGGAAAUCAGGUGCAAUAUAGUAUGUAAAUAAAAAAAAUCUUUUGAUUGUA